This is a messenger RNA of Nomia melanderi (Alkali bee), 2526 nucleotides long. Lineage: Eukaryota; Metazoa; Arthropoda; Insecta; Hymenoptera; Halictidae. The record is from RefSeq and is a predicted model, not a curated record.
AUUUAUUGCCAUGUUUUCAAUUUUGAGUACAUAGAAUGCUCUAGAGUUUUUCGAGAAAUGAAGAUUCGCUGCGACGCGUGCGCAAAGAAUCUUUGAUCUUCAAACUGUAUAUAGUUGUUAAAGCUCUGGCAGUUCUCACGCAUAGUCUACAGGUGAAUGUGAUGGCAUUUUACAAUUAGUUUCUCAACAACAGUCAAAUGUGUUUUGCGAGUGUACAGAGGACUUGAUAAGAAUUGUUUACCGUUAAUUGUUCCCCGAAAUCUUCCGCAAAGACGUUUUACGGCUUGCAAAACUUGUAAAGCCGAAUCGAGAGGUAUAAACAAUCAAGUGCCUCGAUAUAAUCUUUCUCGAAGGAUGUAUUUGCGCGCGUAACAUUGUGUACUUGUUUUCCUGACGUUAAUAUGCGUUUGUGUAAUACACGGCCCACUUGUAGUCUACUGAAAUUGAAAGGAUCAUUUUUUAACCAGGGAAACCGUGUAAAUUCGUUGUUUGUAUUCACCUGUAUCAUUUGAAAAAGUUCUAGUUUUUUUACUUGUCUGCUUGGAGAUUUUGACUUUAAAGUGUAUUACAACAUUUAUAAAAAUGUAAAUAACGCGGUUGCGUAUGUAGAUUGUGGGAUAAAUUACUUCCGGUUGUUGUCAGUUCCUAUUAUUUGUAUCCAUAAGAGUAUUUGUGGUUGAGGAAUAACCUGCACAGUGAACAAGUCGUGACAAUCGGAGGAGGUAGAGGUUAGCGUUUAGCAUACGGUUCAAGGAUUUGUAUCGAGUGUUUUUUUCGCGAAACUUGUGCCAAAAAUUGGUGCGAGUUGCACAACGGUUAAAUGCGUUUGGGUGAUUCCUCGGGAAGCAUUGUUUCUCGCGGCGCAUAUUCACAAAGGUUGAACGGUCCAACGAUUUCUCGGUGGCUCCAAAUGACAAGCUUGCCUCAACAACCUAGUCCAUGGAUGCAAAUGCCACAAGUGCCUCCAAUGUCGAUACCAUGGAGUGUACCAUCCCUGCAACAAUCGAAGCUAGUCAGAUUUACUGGUGGAUCAAAUUUAGAGUUGGUCCUUCAUCAGAAGAGAAAACUUGAAGUUUCUGAUAUAGUGGAUACGAGACAGACAAAGCAGUUCAUAACAGAAGAAAAAAUGGCAGCACAUUUCAGAGAUUUGCACAUUAGUUCAACUUAUCAGCAACAGUCUCCUGUCCCAUCUACAUCAACAGCUGAUGCAGAUCUGGUUUCUCAUAAAGAAUUGAAUAUGGAUCUAGAAAUUGGAGCAGCAAGUAUAGUAGAUCCAGAUCAAGCAAAGUCUGGGCAUCCCAAAUUGAUUCUUUCAGAAGAACUCAAGAGAAUGCAGCCAGAACCUAUUAUUCCAUCGUCAUUAUUAUCUAAAUUGGUGAGGCCCUCCAUGGCUUUAGUACUUUGGCAACCACCAAACAAACAUCUACGAAUUCUACCAUCAAGGGUUACACAGAAUCCAGUUUCUAGUUCAUCUGAUAGUAAUAACAACAGUAAUAACAAUAACAACAACAGCAGCAACAACAAUAACAACAACAACAAUAAUAAUAAUGAAGCUAUUCCUAACUUAAAUCAGACAUUGCAGUCAAGUAAUAUACAAGCAUUUGAGCCAAUGGAAUUAUGAAGGUAAUCAUGUUAGAAUAUUCUUUACGUCUUUUGUAUACUGUUAGAGAAAUGAGGAAUAAACUAAUGACGAACAUAAAAAAGAUAUAUUAUACUUCAUACUUCUUAUUCAGAGCCAAAUGUUUGUAUAAUUUUACAAAUUAAAUUCAGGUACAAAGCCUUUUUUUACAAAAUCUUUUUAUUGUUCAGUCAAUUAUUCGGUAAGCAUUUUUUAUUAAUUUUAGGUUCAGGUAUGUUUACUAUAUGUUAUAAGAUCUGCAAUCAUUGUAACAGACAUGACAUAAACAUAAAAAAUAGAAAGAGGAAUAAGUAAGACAAACAGGUUCCUUUGUAGACUGCACAUAAGUUGGAUGUGUGUGCCGAUGGAAUGAAGGGGAAAAGUAUAUGUAAGAAUGUAUAAAAAAAUUCAUCAUGAAUGUUAAUGCGUUUAGAAUUUCUAUAAAUACUAUUAAUAACGUUCGAGUGUAAUGUAGAAUUAUUUUUCUGUUUGGUAUGUUUUUGAGUAUGUCGCAACUUACAUUUUUAACCUUUGGAUAUAUAGUGAAAAUUAAAAUGCAUAGGAAUAGUAAAUGAGUAAUUUGUACCAUAGUAGUUUUAUUUGGUAUAUAAUAUGUACACAAAACGUAAUGUUAAGUCCGAUUUACGAAGUACAAUACAAUUAGCUGUGUGAAUCGUGUGUGUUUGCCAUUGUUUGUUGCGAAUGUGUGAACGAUAUACGAUGAUUUUACAUAAAGAUAUAACACGUUUCAUUAACAUUGUGUUUUUUAUUCAUUCAUGACUAAUGCAAAGUACAGAAAAAUUAUCAACUUCAUUGAGAAAUGCGGGAAUGCUCUUAAACUUUUACGAUCUACCUUUCCCACAGACGUUAGUCACCGUUACUUCUAAGUCGGUAGUCAUAUGAGUUAG